CGAGGGACUUCAUACAAUACAAUAGAGUAGUCCAGCUGUAGGUAUACCACUAAGAUAUUUUACUACAUCUAUAGUAUUUCAUGAUUCACAUUUAUUUCUCUCGGACGAGCUUGUAAAAUGAAAUCUCUCUUAUUUCGUACAAUAACAUUCUAAUCAAACUCGGAUGUUUUGUAGACAGGAUAAAGUCACUUACUUCUAGCUUUGUAGUUUGCCCAUUUUUCCUUUAGUUUAAUUUCAAGAUCACAUAUAUGUAACAAAAUAACACGAUUCCACUAAAGAUUUUACUACUACUAAGUUUUUUUUAAUGGGUGAUAUUAGAAUGGUAACCCCGUCUGCGCUAUUGGUAUCCGGUAGCGGGGCACUAGUAAGAAACGACGUAGAAGUUGAUAGGGUAUACUGCUAGCAAUGCGACUUAUAUGGUGGAAAAGGAUUAUUAAUAAUGCGGACUACUAGCCUUAUUACUAGAAAUAUACCCUCUCGGUCGACCUUCAUAUUGUCCCCCCUGGAAACCAUCCUGCUGAAUCCCAGGUGUAUUCAUCACGAUGAGCUAACUGACAUGCCUUUUCAAUCUCAUCUGUCAUCCCUCACUGGUGCCCGCCAGCGUAUACCGAUAGCGCAGGUGGGGUUACCAUUCCAUUAUCACCCAUUAAAAAAAUCCUUCACUGGUGCCCCGCUAGCGUGUACCGUUAACGCGGGAUUGCCAUUCUAUUAUCAUCCAUUAAAAAAAUAGAAGUACCUAAUAUUUCCAUUACUAACAAUCCCUUUUCUCCCAUACUAAGUAUUCAAUAACAAUAUUAUAUAAUUUAUUGUAUAUAAUUUAGUAACAUGUAUUGAUCUUUUGGUGUCAAGGGACGACUAUUUCGCUAAAUACCUAAAUCAUAAACUUAAUCCUGUAAUAUUAAAUAUAUACACCAAGGUCUCCAACAUGAUUUAUCUGAGGCUAGUUAAUAAUUUGUAGUGAACAUAGCAACAAUUUAUGCUACUGCAGUACAAGUUUACGUAAACUGUAGUGCACAUAACUUUUACUUGAAUUAUGCAUAGUAAAAAUAUUUUUUAUAAUCAAGUUACAUCGAGCUGAGAACACAGUUACUAUUAUAAUAUAUAUGUUGUAGGUAUUUAUUUUAUCAAUAGGUAAAAAUUCGAUUAUUGUUGUUAAUGAAAUGAAAAAGUGCUGAAAAUAUAAAUGUAUUAUUAUAAUAGACAACAAGGUGAAACAUUGAGAUUAACUACUCGUUAGUUGACUAUAUACAUACCUACUUUAUUUCACUGAAUAUAAAUUAAAUACUUUAUGGCGGCAUCUGAACAAGACUCACUAGAAUACUUGCCACUAGAAAAAUGGCCAGAACUUCAAGCUAUUUUUAUGGAUACUUGGCCUCGAGGAAUAUCUGCAUAUUAUGCACUGGAAACUCAAAAAGAAUGGAAACAAAUAGGAAUUGAUCAUGACUUUAAAGUUUACUGUCCGUUUGGCGAUAUGAGUAAUGGAAUGGUCGCAUUCAAUAAAAAAAGUACAUUUAAUGAAAUCAUUAUUCAAUGUCCGAAAGACGACACGAUACAGCUCGAAGAAGCUCUUAAAAGAACCAAGUUGAUAGACUGGAGCACAUCUAUUAUUGUGCCCUUUACACCAAGUCACAUUACGCAUUGCAUCGGAAAUAUUUUGGGAGAUGUAAACAUGAAAAUAGCCGGAAAGGAACGUCGACACGAAAUUUUUAUUCUCGACAAACGAAGUCCCCUUUAUGAAAACAUCAGUCUACAUGAAGGCAUAACCUUUAAACCUCUGUUAAAAGAUCACAUACAUUUAGUGGACUCGUCGUGGGUGAACCGUUACGAUAGUUCCGCUUGGUACAUAGACCUGUUAAUUACAAGUAAGUCGGGCUUCGGGCUGUUCAAAGGCGAUCAAUUAGCUUGCUGGCUUCUCGUCAACGAAGUCGGAGCCCUCACACACUUGUUCACCCUACCAGAACACAGAAAGAAAGGAUACGCAGAAACUCUGCUUAAGUUGGUUUGCAAUAAUAGAUUAAAAGACAAUAAAGACUCGUUUGCUUACUGUAUGACAGGAAACGUAAAUGCAUCCAAUUUGUAUAAUAAACUUGGAUUUGUUAAAUUCCAUACAGUUAUAUGGCGUUAUUUAUUACCAAGAACUGAACUCAAUUAAAACGAUUUGUAAGGGAUGAUUUUAUCCAGCUGUAUAAAAAGCUGUAUAUUCUUCUACGAGGAAUCAGAAUCGUUGGAACGUAGUCGACUGUGAUUCAUACGUAUCGUUACAACCAUUGCAUGUAGACAUAUUGCUGAAUAGCAAUAUCAUUUAUUUCCAUUUAAAUCAGCAGUAUUAUGCCUAUAUAAACUCACACAAACCCUAAAUCAGGCAAUCGUAAUUUACCUAACCAAAUUGCUACCCAGCCAUUGACCUGGUUUCUGCCCGCUGGUCUGGCUAAUAAAAUUAACUAGUUAGAUUUAUCAUCCGGGCUCAAUAAAACCCUGAACCAAAGAUCUCGAAUCAAGUUGACCUACAAAUAAGUUAAAAGUGCAAUGUAAAUUAAAUAAGUCAAUAAUAGAACAUUGUGUAAAAAUAUUAAAUAAAUAACUUUGGUCUGUGA
Messenger RNA from Galleria mellonella (greater wax moth), 2594 nucleotides. RefSeq lists its product as uncharacterized. The coding region runs from base 1289 to 2152 and encodes 287 amino acids. The record is from RefSeq and is a predicted model, not a curated record. Gene Ontology annotation, molecular function: acyltransferase activity, transferring groups other than amino-acyl groups. The transcript has 4 exons. NCBI's taxonomy places the organism in Eukaryota, Metazoa, Arthropoda, Insecta, Lepidoptera, Pyralidae.